UUAAUGUUACAUAUUUAGAUAGAGUAGCUUCCCUUUCAUCUUGUAAACAAAUAUGAUAAACUAAAAGAACGAUACACACGUGCUAGAAUAACUUACAAUUUCUAUAAAAAUCUACUGCUUCAACUCUUUAUUGUUCCUCUAAAAUAAUGGCUGGAUUAGAUUUUGCAAAACGUAUGCUGAAAAAACAAGGCUGGACAGAAGGCUCAGGACUGGGAAAGAAAGAAAAUGGCAUGUCUGAACCUAUCAAAGUUUCCCUCAAAAUGGACAAAGCUGGAGUUGGCCAUGACCCAGGCAAAGAGUUUACAGAUCACUGGUGGUUAAGGGUUUUUAAUGAAGCUGCUCAAAAGAUUGGAAAACAAAAGGAUGACAAGGAGCAAAAACCCAAGACCACAUCAGUAAAUGUUUAUAAGGGAUUUGUUCAGAGCUCAACAUUAACAAAUGGUGUAGAAGAGGAUAACAAAAAUGACUCAGACUCCAGUGAAGAUGAACCAGGAGAAGCUGUUAGCAUACCCACUUUGGAUGACAUUCACAAGUUUUGUGGUGGUGCAACAGGACACAGGGCUGCAAUGUUUGGAAUAAAAAUGAAAGGGAAAUUGAGCAGAGUUGCAGCGCAAGAUCAGAAAUUUGAGGAAACUUUAAACAGAAAAAAAUCAUCCAAGACAAAUGAAACUGCUGAUAUAAAUCCUAAUGUUGAAGUAACAGAAGGUAGAGUCUCCAAGAAAAAGAAGAAGAAAAAGAAGUCAGCAGAUGAAGAUGUCAACAGCCAUAAUAGUAGUUCUACAAGUCCUGCUGAAGUAUAUGGUAAAGAAGAAAUUAAUCAAAAUAUAGAGAAGAAAAGGAAAAGUAAAAAAAGGACAGUUGCUUCUGAAGAUAAGGAAGCUUUAAGCAAUGUUGAAGUCACAGAAACAGUAACAGAAACAUGUAAAAAGAAGAAGAAAAAGAAGAAAAGAAAGUUGGAAGAUGAAUGUGAACCUAGUCUAGACUUAAUGACACAAGAACAGAAUGAGACAACAGCAGUAGAUCAUCUAGAAGUAAUUAAAAGAAAAAAGAAGAAAAAGAAAGAAAAGUUAUGAUGACAAUUAUAGUUUUAGGUUGCUAAAAAUUAUAAUGAUAUAUUUAAUUAUUACAACAAAUGCUUUUAUCUGUUAAUGACUAAAUACUAAACUGAUACUGUAAUUAGGCCUUUAUUGCUUGUUUCUGGUUAUUCACCAUUUAAUUUUGACAAAAUGAAAUUUUAUGUACAUUUUUUAUUCAAUUAUAGAUUUGGAUGUUACUUUUGAAACAUAAUAUACUUAAAAUGUGAAUAACAAAAAUAUGAGUUACCGUAAAUAAAUAAAGCCCUAAAUAUGACACA
Molecule: messenger RNA, 1354 nt
Organism: Physella acuta
Lineage: Eukaryota; Metazoa; Mollusca; Gastropoda; Physidae
Product: G patch domain-containing protein 4
Cellular component (GO): nucleolus
Molecular function (GO): nucleic acid binding
Source: RefSeq, a predicted model, not a curated record